GUGUGUACAGGGUUACUAUGGUGCAACACCUGAGCUACGACACAUCGUCACGACAACAGAGGAGGACCUUUUCCUGCACAGGUAACCUCAUAAACAACUUCACCCGCUCCAGAAAACAAUCUGUUUGCAAACGCACACAGAAGUUCACUUCUCUUCUCUGAACGAGGUGCUCUGCUGUAGCCAUGCCCAGUAAACUGGAGGGAGCCAUGGAUGCGCUCAUCACAGUCUUCCACAACUACUCGGGAAGCGAGGGAGACAAAUACAAGCUCAGUAAAGGAGAGUUGAAGGAUCUUCUAAACAGCGAACUCACCGACUUCCUCACGUCUCAGAAGGACCCAAUGCUGGUUGAAAAGAUCAUGAACGAUCUGGACUCCAACAAGGAUAACGAAGUCGACUUUAACGAGUUUGUCGUGCUGGUGGCGGCGCUGACGGUUGCGUGCAAUGACUUCUUCCAGGAACAACAGAAGAAGAAAGGCAAAUGAAACGGAUGCAUGAAAGUCCCUGCAUGUGUCACUCAUGCUCUAUGAUGCAUUAAACCAUUUGUCAUAAACCAUUUUAUCAGUCCUCUUGUACUUCUAUUAGCAGCUGUCAUUUCACUGAUUUAUUUGAACAUUAAAUAAAACUUUUUAUAUAAAUUUCAUAUUCUACAGGCAAACCAUAAUAAUAGUUGUGAUAGUGUGGAGACAUCUCUGUGAGCGCUGCUACUAUGUCAGCCUUUUUUGAUUUGUUAAAUUAUUAAAGUCACCAUGAAAUCAA
This is a messenger RNA of Pimephales promelas (fathead minnow), 756 nucleotides long. RefSeq names its product S100 calcium binding protein Z (gene s100z). Gene Ontology annotation, molecular function: calcium-dependent protein binding; calcium ion binding. The record is from RefSeq and is a predicted model, not a curated record. NCBI's taxonomy places the organism in Eukaryota, Metazoa, Chordata, Actinopteri, Cypriniformes, Leuciscidae.